AUAUCGGUCUCUAUGCAAAAGGCGACAAAAAUCACACCACAUGUACAAUGGAUCUGGAUGUCUAAACACACAUUCACACUUUGUUAAAAAAAAUAUUUUUUAGUGGCUCACGGUAGCGGGUUUAUUUCUCUCUUUAUUUCCUUCGCACAAUGGCUAAAACCACUCUUUACAAAUACAUUGAAAUUGACUAAACCUAUGUUAUAAAAGGGCGUAACAUCGGCACGAGAAGGCAGAUAGCAUAGAAAGAAAACGGUUGAGAUCAGAAGCAACGCCUUGGAAUUAUUGGGAUUAAUUUCCCGACGCCUUGUGUUCAACGCGACUGAAAUCGACACACGAGAACGAGGCCAACUGGUUUCCCCCAACUCUUCCGUGACUGACAGACAACCCGGGUCGAAGAUGGAGUGCACGGAGGCCUAUAGACGGCGAAUUAUCCCAGUAAUAUCGGCCAGAAACCGACAAAAAUCGACAUGGGUGUUGUAGAAGAACUCCUUCAUACGCAGUAUGCCUACACACGACAUAGCAUAUCAGCAACGCUUGAAAAUUCGCCGAACUACACUAGGGUUCGGUGUGGUUCAAGUCAUACUAGGGCUGUCGUUAACUGGCCUGUCCUUCGCUGCGUUUGCUCUGUCUGAAUCAGAUCGCAUUCGCAAUGCCUGCCCUUACUGGGCCGGUUUUACAGUUUUCUUUAGUGGCGGUGUUGGAAUCGUUGCUUGGCGGCACUCGACAAUUUUAUCGAUGGGUCUGUUUACAUUUUUCUCGGCAGUCUGUGUGGUUCUUCACAUGAUUGGAACAAUACUUACAGGGGAGGUUGGUGGGCUGCUCAAGUCUGUCUUAGAGUGUCAGUUCUCUGAGGUUGACCAGUCGUGCAUAUGCUGCGACAGUAUAAUGACCUGCAAGCAGAGUGUACCAUCAUACAAAUUUGAAGGGGUGGAUGACUGCGACAUUCUCACAGGGCUACUCAAGGAGCUGAUGUAUGGGCUGUGUGUGCUGAAUAUCUUUGGCUCGCUUGUCUGCUUCAUUGCUACCAUCCUUGGAUGUACUUCUGUAGCGAGACAAGCAGGAAGAGACCAGCCAUUGUUUCGCCGUCGCUUUUCUACACGUUCCUCAAGCCACGAACAGACGCAAUACUCCUGGCUGCCCUACCCUACCGACCUCAACAUGCUGCCUCCCUACGCACCACCAGUCUAUAGAUCAGUGGACAACUUCCAAGACUUCGGUGCUACUUCCUACAUUGUCCCACCCCCAGUCUUUGACCCGACAGACCUCCCCCCACCCUACUCCUCAAGGGAUGCAUCUAUGACAGGAUCAAGGCUGUCUAUGACCACUAGCUGUGAACAUAACCGGAACCUAGGAGACGAUGAGGAGAGAGUAAGAGGGGAGAGUGCUUAUGUGACCGCACCCAAUCAACAGGACCAAACUUUAGAGCAACAUUUACUACCCACCAAUAAUAAUAACAACACUGCACAAAUAAGCGCUGCUGUGUUGACCGAUGGAAGCAUGAGGGAGAACACUUCUUAUGAAUCCUGCCAUACCAUAAGUGGACAAGAUGCAGCAAGAUCAGCACCACCAAACAAUAACCAAGACUAUUCUGCCCUUAUGCAGUUAGACACUACUUCAGGAUCAAACGAUGCUACACCGGUCACCCUUGCUAGUGCCAAUAUGUCCACUCUAACAGAGUCUUCCCAUUCACCUCAACAUUCACAAAGAAUAGAAAGGAACUCUGUUAUUUUCUCUGAUGAGGAAAAAUCUACUUUUUUCUUUAAUGAUAACAAACGCCUUCAAAUCACAAACGCUUCUGAAAAUUGCCAAAACACGGACGCAAGAAAACAUUGCGAAAAGGAUUUAGAUGCAAAAGAUAUUGAUAGUAAUACCGCAAAUAGCGGUAAUAGUAUCGAAAAUAUAUUUGUUGGAAACCAAUUAGAAACGAGUGCUAUGAAUGGCUCGGUUUUACGAGUCUUGCCAGGACAAUUUACGGAUAUUAAUCAAGACAAUACAGAAUUUACGAGAUGUAAAAAUAACCUGACUCAAGCGGCUACGGAGGGAAUGAGUGAAUUACUUAAUAAAGCAUCAAGUGAACUUAAGCCCAAUAUGCAAACGGAUUAUUCUAUUGAUGUCGUGUUUGCACCGCCAGAACAAUCGACAGCUAUCAGUUUGGAUGAGGUGGAACUCGCCACAGUGCAUUCUAAUGGGGACGAUAACGCGUGUGAAUCCGACACUCUCGUAUGCGUCGGUCCGCAUUUUCGAGAUACAACAGACGUAUACGAAGCUUGUAACGCGUCCGGACAAAGCUCUGACGUGAUGUCCGAUUCUAUGUCCCAUAGUGGUUCGGACAGUGAGUCUAAAGUUGUAAUCACUGGCGAUUGCACUCUAGCAAGGUUCGACAGUUCAUUUCUUACGAUGGAUUCCAAAAUGAGAGAAUUCCCCACUUUGUUUGGCAAGUUUAAUAUGGAAGCUAAGGUUCGGACCUCUGUUGAGAAUAAAAACGUCAGACUCCAGGAAAAGGGAGAGACUCAGUGUCAGGAUCCAGUCGCAUUUAAGAAGGGUAUUAAAUUUAUUGAACAUGGCAAUGAAUCAAAGGUGUUGGCAAGGAACCGAAGGUUUGCUAGGACGACUGGUGUUUUUCUAGAAAAUCGGACAAUUCCACCACCAAAUAUAGAGCUUCCACUGGAAAUAAGAGAAGUGGGUUAUGGUUUCCUGGACAAGCCAGGAAAUAAAAGCAAUAUAGAAGACCGUCGCAAAAAGAGGGUUUCGUCAGGCCAUACUAAAGAUCCGAAAGGAAAAAAUAUUAGACCUCGUAGCCGUCCCAAAGAUAUCGAAAAAUACCCUUCAAAGCUGGCGACGAAUCGCAACCGUAGAACAAAGAGUAGACAAUCGAUAGGUAGAACUGCUAUAAAUAGUAAUGCUACGGUUAUCAGUACCGACUUGAUUCAGCCAAUGAGAAGGGAUGUUAUCGGAACCAUAGACAGGGGUGAAGCUUACAGGGCGGGUCUGGCGAGAGCGCACAUGAGAUCUAAGCCCUCUCCGGCACACAUUGACUCCCGGGACAUUCGAUCGUGUGUCGUUAACAAGGAGGGUGUACCGUCGGUGACAGAUAACAGAAGAUUGGUGGAGUCGAAUAGGCUUGCAUCGAAUCGUGGCUGGGAGACAGUAGUAUAACAGGACCAUAGGAGCUUAUUUAAGAAGGUAGGGGUGGUGGGGAGUUGGGCUUGUCACUUGUAUAUAGGAAUGAGGAAAAUUGGGAUACUCGUGAUGACUGUGGAAUCCGUUGUAUCGCGACCCGCGUUUUCUAAACAGGAUUUGUUUUGGUGUUCUGUUCCGUCAGUAAAACCAUUCUGAGCCAAUCAGAGUCUCGCUUUGUGCACUUUCCUGGCUAUCCUCUGGAUGAAAACCAGACAGUGUCGCGACAGAAAACCAGGCAACAACACUAGGCGAGAGAUGGCAAAAAACUGAUUGCCUUAGAAUAAUUUGACUGGCGGACAGAAAAUCCCAAAAGGCAAAAACAAAUAGAUGUUUUGAAAAUGCGGCGUCGCGAUACAACGGAUCCGACAGUAAUAUAACUUUACUCUAAGACUGUUGAAGUGCCCCCCCCUCCCUCCCUCCACCUAAUUGAAGUCUAGAUACAAAAUUGUAAUAGUAUGGAUCUAGUAAAAUUAGAGAACUAAGGAGUAUAUAGUGUCUUGAAAAGACGCUCAAAUUUAAAGUAUUAAGAGUAUAAUUAUUAAUUGUAUGGUAUAAUUGCAUUAGUUAUUGGGGUAAAAAUAGCAAGUAAGAAGUGGGAUGUUUCUCAACAUUUUACAGUUGAUAUUCAUUUUACUACCAAACACUCGAGCUGUUACUGUUAUCGUUGAGUUGUGGAUUUUACUGUUGUCGUUUUCUUGAUAUACGGUACAAACUGUUUCUAAAAUGCUCAUACAGAAAGCACAGAUGAGCGUAUGUUUGUCCCCGUUUCCAUUUUUUCUCUUCUUCCUUUUCAAAUGCAAAUCGUUACCGUUAUUGUAUUAGAUAUACUCAUUCUAUGGCACCUCGGUAUCUCAGAUAUACGCAUUCUAUGGUACCCCAGUCCUCAAUAUGUCUUCUAGGGUAUGUACAAAUUAAGUGAUAAAAAUAUAUCGUCAAGUAGUAUAUCAAAUUAAAAAAUGUAAAAACAAAUAUGUCUUAGACUUUUCGUUGUCAAGCGUUUACAAUAUAACCAGUUAUUACAACCCUUAUCAAACGACGGGAAAAAGUAUAUCUUUGAUUUGGCGCGCGUGCAAAAAGUUGGCUUAGAAAAUUCGAAAUAAAAAUGUAGUGAAAGUUGAA
Messenger RNA from Nematostella vectensis (starlet sea anemone), 4299 nucleotides. RefSeq lists its product as uncharacterized. Lineage: Eukaryota; Metazoa; Cnidaria; Anthozoa; Actiniaria; Edwardsiidae. The transcript is spliced from 6 exons. Bases 502 to 3156 code for a protein of 884 amino acids. The record is from RefSeq and is a predicted model, not a curated record. Gene Ontology annotation, cellular component: membrane.